CACCCUGUAGGAAGUGCUUAGUUUAUAUAUUUUUUAUUCUUGUUGCAACUGCAAAAUAGGAGCAGUUGGUAUUUUUACAAUAAGUAGUAGGAGGACUGUACAGAAACUGGGACACACAGCUGCUCCUCUAGCCAAACACAGCCUGAAGAACUGUUUUAUGCCCCACCUGGGACUUACAUAGAACUAAACUGAUUCCCUCAAGGCCACCAGGAGCUUCCCGGGAAGGCUACAGCUGGACUUGGGCCAGCAGGGAUGACAAAUGCACAUGAUCCAGUCAACUUUCCACCCAACUGCUCCCUUGUCUUCAUUAUCCUGCAGCUCCUGUCCUGCAGCAUCCCUGCAAAAGGGAAAGCUGAUUUCUCCGUCUGUGGGCCUGGCAAAGCCGUUCUGGCUGUGCUGGGGGAGAAUGUGGAGCUACCAUGUCAUCUGUCCCUCAAUAUCAGUGCCAAGGACAUGGAGCUUCGGUGGUACAGGGACCAGCCAUCUCAAGUCGUGCACCUGCACAAGAAUGGCACAGACGUGAAGGAAGAACAGAUGAGGGAGUACCAGGGAAGGACCACCUUCCUGAGUGCUAGGCUGGACCAGGGAAAAGCCACAGUGAAGAUACACAAUGUCACAGUUUUUGAUAACGGGACCUUCCACUGCAACUUCAAAGAUGGCACCGUGUCCGCAGAGGCCAGGCUGUUGCUGACAGUGGCAGGUAAGGGCAAGCUGCUGGGGCUCAUGGUCUCCCCCAGAGCUUCUCCCCAAAGCUGAUGCCCAGUGCAGAUCAUCCUAUUAUGGCCCAAGCCUGAGCACGUCCCACAAAUGCAGUAACAUAUUUUCACCAGGGGCAGUGAUUCUUGGGAAACGCAGUUCAGGACACCGGACUUUGUUUUCUAAGUUUGCUUCUCUCCCUUUCCUGAGCCAAUCUGCAAAGAGGGGAGCAGAGGUAGAGAGGGAAGGACAGAAGCAGAAAGAGAGACAGAGAAAAGAAACUAAUUUUGCAGUAUAGGAAAGAUUUUUGAUGUUCCUGGGCCUUUUCUGUUUUGUCCUGUGCUUUCUGGGAACAAGGGUAAUA
Messenger RNA from Ailuropoda melanoleuca (giant panda), 1060 nucleotides. RefSeq names its product butyrophilin-like protein 10. The transcript has 3 exons. Lineage: Eukaryota; Metazoa; Chordata; Mammalia; Carnivora; Ursidae. The record is from RefSeq and is a predicted model, not a curated record. Gene Ontology annotation, cellular component: external side of plasma membrane. The coding region runs from base 253 to 756 and encodes 167 amino acids. Gene Ontology annotation, molecular function: signaling receptor binding. Gene Ontology annotation, biological process: regulation of cytokine production; T cell receptor signaling pathway.